This is a messenger RNA of Didymodactylos carnosus, 564 nucleotides long. The record is from the annotation of a GenBank genome assembly. NCBI's taxonomy places the organism in Eukaryota, Metazoa, Rotifera, Eurotatoria, Philodinida, Philodinidae.
AUGGGCAGUUACCGUUACCGGACAGUUAUGUUACCAGAUAAUAUUAGUCGAUUUCAACUGGUUUCCCUACAACAAUCAACUGGAAUAAUAGCUCAAAAAAACGGUGAAUCUGUGAUGUUAAAUUCUGAUGAGCAAGCACAAUUGCAUGAGAUUGCAGAGAUGAUCCAGAGAGAAGGUCUGAAGGCAUUAAAUAAUAAUUUGCAGAGCCAAUUAUCGGAAUGGAAAAAUCACCCAUUAAAUAUAUGUAUUACUGGCAAUAGUGGAGUUCCACAGAUCAUCAGAAUUCGAACAAAGUGUCGACAGUAUAUUCACGAGGCUCCUAUAUUUUUAAUUAGUAGACGAAAAGAGCAUACUGAUAAACGGGAAUAUGGUCAGCUCAUGGAAUAUCUCAUUGAAAACUAUCCGAAAGAUAAAUUGGAUGCGAUCAUUUUUCCGUUGAAUGCUGAUUGUGCACAAGCAAUUCAUGCAAAGGUACGUGCACUUCGACGACGAAUCUAUUUUGUGGCUGAACUAUCGGCUGGUGUAGCGGCUAUACCUCUUCCCGGGUGUAUCAAUAGCAUUUGA